Molecule: messenger RNA, 1557 nt
Organism: Lindgomyces ingoldianus
Lineage: Eukaryota; Fungi; Ascomycota; Dothideomycetes; Pleosporales; Lindgomycetaceae
Exons: 1
Coding region: 1-1557 (518 amino acids)
Source: RefSeq, a predicted model, not a curated record
AUGCCACCCAAACUCAACCGGGACGCAAUGCCCUUACCGCAAUCACCGGCCGAACGGGAUAGAACUAGCAGGUUGCCCUCUCCUACGCCCUCGAAUCAAUCAGGACGUAGCGAAGCAUCGAUCAGAUCUCGUCUACCUCUUGAUUCUAGAGCCCCGCAAACUCAAUCGGCAUCUAAGUCUAGAGCGAUUUCAACACCUCGUAACAAGGUUACCUGCGCGUCCCUGUCUACCCCAUCUUCGGUCCGGUCAGAGUUGAGUGAAACAUCCUCCAGACCUCCAUCACGGCGCUCGGCAAGAAUAGCAGAACUCAGUACAGGCUCCAAAACCGUGUUCAUAUCGGAUGCUACUCGAAUUAUCCCUUUCAAGAUUCAGAGCGCACCAACUGUAUCUCAGACACCCUCCCUACCGCGUAAGCCCCGCCAGAGCUUAGACACUGGGGCCAGUCUGUCCCUAUUCAAUUCCGUCGGUCGCCAUAAGCGGUCGGUUUCUGAUACGCAGUAUGACCGUCGUGGGGAAGUCACCCAUGACGGUGUCUAUCAAGAUGGAGAUGGAGAUAUAUAUGAAGAGGAAGAUCAAGAGGAAGAUCAAGAGGAAGAUCAAGAGGAAGAUCAAGAGGAAGAUCAAGAGGAAGAUCAAGAGGAAGAUCAAGGGGAGGAUCAAGAGGAGGAUCAAGAAGAGGAUCAAGAUCAAGAUCAAGAUCAAGAGAAAGGUCAAGAGAAAGAUAGUGAAAGUGGAGAUAAAGACGAGCUCAACUGGGUACCACGAAGCUCGAAAACUGCACGCCAAAUUGAUGACAGUUUACGUUAUAAAAUUCGGGAAAAAUGCAACAGUAAUAAAGAAGGAGUCAUCUAUCUCUUCAGAUUUAAAAGCAACAAACACCCCGCACUCUUGAAGAUUGGGCGGACGACAACGUCCAGUAGCGCUCGGAAGAUGGCGAUCGAAAAAAAGUGCGGAAUCCAUCUCGAAUAUGUCUGGGAUUCCGGACAAGUCGGACGUUCUGCGAACCAUUCCCGGCUUGAGCAGAUCAUUCACGCUGACCUCUACAAUCAAUGUCGGCCAUACGAGUGUAGGGCGUGUAAGAAGCAGAACAAAAUAGACCCACAAACACAUGAGGAAUUGUUUGAGAUUCCGGAAGAUCGGGCGAAACAGACGGUCGAACGAUGGGUGAAUUUUAUGAAGUUACAUCCGUACCACAAAAAUGGACAACUGAAAUCCAUCUGGAAACGCCAUGUCACUAACACGGAACUAAAUCUCCAGGGCGAGGAUGUCCAAGACCAUGGCGCGCGAUCGAAACGUUGGACAUCGUUUAUCGACGACCCUCCGAAGCCCCUCCCGCCUCUAGAACACUUUUGUGAAUGGAUAGAGACCCUUGAAAUCUGUGUAUUUUUGUGGAAAUUUUCCUGGCAAGCUGCUCUUGUCUUCACGUGGUUUCUAAACUAUGCGGUAUCCUAUCACUAUUUUACUUUGGCGGGUCUUGUAUUUUCUUUUAUAUGCUCUACCUUCAGCGUUGCCCGCACGUACGAAGGCACGAAGGGAAGGUCGGGCAUUACUACCUGA